This is a messenger RNA of Catharus ustulatus (Swainson's thrush), 1673 nucleotides long. It is a transcript of the gene APOA5, whose product is annotated as apolipoprotein A5. The record is from RefSeq and is a predicted model, not a curated record. Gene Ontology annotation, cellular component: blood microparticle; extracellular region; high-density lipoprotein particle. Lineage: Eukaryota; Metazoa; Chordata; Aves; Passeriformes; Turdidae. The transcript has 3 exons. Gene Ontology annotation, molecular function: cholesterol binding; phospholipid binding; phosphatidylcholine-sterol O-acyltransferase activator activity. The coding region runs from base 552 to 1673 and encodes 373 amino acids. Gene Ontology annotation, biological process: cholesterol biosynthetic process; phospholipid efflux; very-low-density lipoprotein particle remodeling.
CCAUCCCCAUCCCGGCGCCUCGCACCGCCCCGGUAGCUCCAUCCAGCAUUCCCUCCGGGAUGCAGAGAUCGGCGGCGGGCCAGGGCCAGCCGCGUCCCCCGAGCCCGGGGGGCAGCGGGCACUCAGGUGUCCGGCCCCCAGGUCACCUCCCCGGACCUCCACGUUGUGUUUACACGGAGUGAGGUCCAAAAAGCCUUCCCGUACCAAAGCCGCCUUAUCGCCCGCUCCUCGGCCGCCCCCCGAGCCUAUAUAAGGGCGGCCACCGGCGGCGGGAGGGACACGGGAGGCGACCGGAGCCAGGUGAGGGGCGGGGGGCUUUAAGUUUGUGCGGCCGGAGGAACUGGGUGUGACUGCAGGUGCACAGCAGCGGGGCUGCGGGGCACCCGAGGUGUUUCGGGGACCCACAGGUGUUAUGGGGAACCCCAGGUGUUUUUAGGGGAGCUCUGGGCGUCAAAGGGAACUCCAGGAGUGAGGUCCGUGCAGGGAGCAGGUGCAGCAGAAGCACCACCACGCCGUGAGCGCUAGGACGGCUCCUGUCCUGCAGCCGGACCAUGCUGCUGAAGGCUGCGCUGCUCCUGUCCCUGCUGGCCGGCUGCCCAGUGUCCCCGGCCAAGCCGGAGCAGAGCGGCCUCUGGGAGUACCUGAGCCAGCUGACGGGGGACAAGGACAGCCUGGAGCAGGGCCAGAGCAAGCUGGGCAGGGACAUUACGAACCUGAAGGAAAGCAUUCAGGAUGGGGUCAGCUACAUGGGGGACUUCCUGGAGAAGCUGUCACCCCUGAGCAGGGGCCUGCAGCCGCGGCUCCCCGAGGACUCGGCCAGCCUGCGCAAGGCGCUGCGCAGGGAGCUGGACAGCCUCCGGGACAAGCUGUCCCCGUACGUGGACGAGGUGCACCAGCAGGUCGGGAAGCAGCUGGAUGAUCUCCGGCAGCAGCUGCAGCCGCUCACGGAGGAGCUCCUGGAGCAGGUGUCCCUGCGGGCCCGGCAGCUCCGGCGGCACCUGGUGCCCAGCCGGGAGGUGACAGCGCAGCUCCUGGGCGGCGCCGACGAGCUCCAGCGCUUCAUGGCUCACUACGCCGACAAGAUCGCCUUCCACACGGACCAGGUGAAGGACAUCUUCCACCCGUACACGGACCGGCUGCUGAGCGAGAUCCACCGCAACGUGGAGGAGCUGCACCGCAGCGUGGCCCCGCACGCCCGCGCCAGCCCCGAGCAGCUGAACCAGCACAUCCAGGAGCUGUCCGCCAAGCUGGCCCGCAACGCGCGGGACCUGCACCAGCAGAUCCAGAAGAACCUGGAGCAGCUCAAGGCCAAGCUGAGCCUGCUGCCCGGCAGCCUCGGGGGGCCCGCGGCGCCGCCGGGCCGCUCCCGGGAGGCGCUGGCGCGGGAGGUGCAGCGGCGUGUGGAGGAGUUCCGGCAGGACACGUACGCCCAGAUCCAGGCGUUCACCCGCGCGCUGGACCAGGAGACGGAGGAGAUGCGGCUGAAGCUGAGCGCCCGCCCGGGCCCGCCCGAGGAGCCGCUGGACGCGCCGCCGCCACCUCUGGAGGACCUGCGGGCGCGGCUGGACGCGCUGUGGCGGGACCUGGCGCUGAGCCUGAGCGAGCGGGGCGGGGAGGGUCCCGGGGAGGGUCCCGGGGCGGCGGGGCCGGGCCCGGGGCGGCUCCGCGGCUGA